Messenger RNA from Hibiscus syriacus, 3148 nucleotides. RefSeq names its product putative calcium-transporting ATPase 13, plasma membrane-type. The record is from RefSeq and is a predicted model, not a curated record. NCBI's taxonomy places the organism in Eukaryota, Viridiplantae, Streptophyta, Magnoliopsida, Malvales, Malvaceae. The transcript has a single exon. The coding region runs from base 63 to 3125 and encodes 1020 amino acids. Gene Ontology annotation, cellular component: intracellular membrane-bounded organelle; membrane. Gene Ontology annotation, biological process: calcium ion transmembrane transport. Gene Ontology annotation, molecular function: P-type calcium transporter activity; ATP hydrolysis activity; ATP binding.
UUGUUUCCUUUUCUAUAUCAUUAUCUUCUACCUGCAUCCUGUUUCUGUUCCUUUAUUUUUCAAUGACAACCAUUCUUAAAUCAAACCUGCCUUGCUUUGAUUAUGCAGUCCAAGUCCCUGUCACCACCCUCAGUAAACCCAGAAAGAAAUGGCACUCCCUUUUCCUCACCAUAUAUUGUUCCAGAAAGUUUUCAUCUCUUGUCGUCAAGCCCCCGACACUCAAACACGAAACCGAUGUCGUUUAUCGAUCACCGUCUUAUGUUUCACUCGCUGUCAUGCCGGAAAACAGUCCUUUCCCAAUUGAUCAAACGACUCUCGUUGAACUAGUGAAAGAGAAGAAGCUCCAGAGAUUGCAGAAACAUGGUGGGGUUAACGGUGUGGCUUCUGAUCUCGGAACCGACACUCAGUUCGGUAUCUCCGGUAGCAGCGAGGAUGUCGUUUCUCGACGUGAAGCAUUCGGUUCCAAUAUGUACAAGAAACCACCGAUGAAGGGCUUUUUCCAUUUUGUGAUUGAAGCAUUUAAAGACCUUACUAUAAUGAUUCUUUUAGGAUGUGCUGCUCUUUCACUUGGGUUUGGAAUCAAAGAACAUGGCCUCAAAGAAGGUUGGUAUGAUGGUGGAAGCAUCUUCGUUGCUGUGUUUCUUGUUAUUGCUGUUUCAGCAAUAAGUAACUAUAGGCAAAAUCGGCAGUUCGAUAAGUUGUCGAAAGUCAGCAACAAUAUUCAGAUUGAUGUUGUGAGAGAAGGUCGACGUCAACAGAUUUCAAUAUUUGAUAUCGUUGUUGGAGACAUUGUGUGCCUGAAGAUCGGAGAUCAGGUUCCGGCUGAUGGCUUGUUCUUAGAUGGCCAUUCACUGCAAGUAGAUGAAUCAAGCAUGACAGGGGAAAGUGACCACGUUGAAGUAAAUGGAAGCCGAAAUCCGUUCUUAUUGUCAGGUACCAAGGUGGCUGAUGGAUAUGCUCGGAUGCUUGUUACAUCGGUUGGCAUGAACACAACAUGGGGCCAAAUGAUGUGCCAGAUCAGCCGUGACACCGAUGAAGAAACACCUUUACAAGCACGUUUAAACAAGCUCACCUCAUCGAUCGGUAAAGCUGGCUUAGCGGUUGCUUUCCUGGUUCUUGUGGUUUUGUUGGUUCGUUACUUCACAGGAAACACAACAGAUGAGAAAGGAAAUCGGGAGUUCAAUGGAAGCAAGACGAAGACUGAUGAUAUUAUCAAUGCUGUUGUGGGAAUUGUGGCUGCCGCCGUUACUAUUGUCGUUGUUGCGAUUCCUGAAGGAUUGCCAUUGGCUGUCACACUGACUCUGGCUUAUUCGAUGAAGAGAAUGAUGGCCGAUCAAGCAAUGGUGAGAAAGCUCUCUGCCUGUGAGACAAUGGGAUCUGCCACCACAAUAUGUACCGACAAGACAGGCACUCUUACACUCAAUCAAAUGAAAGUUACAAAGUUUUGGCUUGGUCAAGAAUCUAUGAAAGAGGAGGGUGCUUCUUCAGUUUCUCCAUUUGUUGUUGAUUUGAUCCAUCAAGGAGUUGCUUUGAACACUACUGGCAGCGUUUAUAGAGCUUCAACAGGAGCAGAAUUUGAAUUCUCUGGUAGUCCUACAGAAAAGGCAAUCCUUUCUUGGGCUGUCAUGGAAAUGAGGAUGGAUAUGGAGAAGAUGAAGAAGAGUUGUGCUAUACUUCAUGUUGAAGCCUUCAAUUCUCAGAAAAAACGAAGUGGGGUUUUGAUUGGGAUGAAUGAUGAUGACACUGUCCAUGUUCAUUGGAAAGGAGCUGCUGAGAUGAUUCUAGCAAUGUGCUCAACCUACUAUGACGCCUCUGGAGUUGUCAAAGAUCUCAGUGAAGACGAAAGGACGAAAUUCGAGAAAAUUAUUCAAGGCAUGGCAGCCAGCAGCCUCAGGUGCAUUGCUUUUGCCCAUAAACAAGUUCCGGAAGAAGAGCGCCGAAAUCUAGAAGUGCAGAAAAAGCUUAAAGAAGAUAGCUUGACCCUGUUAGGGCUGGUGGGUAUAAAGGAUCCAUGCAGACCUGGAGUGAAGAAAGCAGUGGAAGAUUGUCAAUAUGCAGGAGUAAACAUCAAAAUGAUCACUGGUGACAAUGUUUUCACUGCGAGAGCCAUAGCUACCGAAUGUGGGAUUCUCAAGCCCGGUGAGGACAUGUCUAGUGGCAUUGUGGUAGAAGGUGAGGAGUUUAGAAAUUAUACACCGGCAGAAAGGAUGGAGAAAGUUGAGAAAAUCCGAGUCAUGGCAAGAUCCUCUCCCUUUGAUAAACUUCUCAUGGUGCAAUGCUUGAAACAGAAAGGGCAUGUAGUUGCAGUCACCGGGGAUGGCACAAAUGAUGCACCAGCACUCAAGGAAGCAGAUAUAGGUCUAUCAAUGGGAAUUCAAGGCACUGAAGUGGCGAAAGAAAGUUCCGAUAUCGUCAUCUUGGAUGAUAAUUUCGCUUCGGUCGCCACAGUCUUGAGGUGGGGAAGAUGUGUUUAUACCAACAUCCAGAAGUUCAUUCAGUUCCAACUUACUGUAAAUGUUGCAGCACUAUGUAUCAACUUCGUAGCAGCCGUGUCAGCAGGUGAAGUCCCUCUAACAGCAGUCCAGUUAUUGUGGGUGAACUUAAUCAUGGACACAUUGGGUGCAUUGGCUCUUGCCACUGAGCGACCUACAAAGGAGUUGAUGGAGAAACCACCCGUCGGUCGAACCGAGCCACUCAUCACAAAUAUCAUGUGGAGGAACCUACUAGCUCAAGCCUUAUACCAGAUAGCUGUGCUUCUUACCUUACAAUUCAGCGGAGAAUCAAUCUUUGGGGUAACAGAGAAGGUAAACGACACAUUGAUUUUCAACACUUUCGUACUUUGCCAAGUCUUCAACGAAUUCAAUGCGAGGAAGCUCGAGAAGAAGAACGUAUUUGAAGGGAUACACAAGAAUAAGCUGUUUAUAGGAAUCAUUGGGAUAACCAUUGUUCUUCAAGUGGUGAUGGUAGAGUUUCUGAAACGAUUUGCAGAUACAGAGAGGUUGAAUUGGGGACAAUGGGGAGCAUGCAUAGCAAUGGCAGCAGUUUCUUGGCCUCUUGGUUGGGUUGUCAAAUGCUUACCUGUUCCAGAGAAACCCAUUUUCAGCUAUCUCAAAUGGAGGAAAUAGGACAAUCAUCAUAAUUCAGAAUU